AUGAGUGACGGUGACGAAGGCGAGACUGACCUUAGCGGGCUUGACUUUGGUGCAGACCAUCACACCUUCGACAUGCUGGGUCCCGCCGCGCGCCCUACCUUGGUACCGGAUACUUCUAAUGGUGGCGAGCAAGCCUUCAUGGACUCUGUUAGCCUUGCUCUAAAUGAGAAUAUUGCCUCCGUCAACGAGACCCAAGACGUCGAUGGACAAGAACACGAGCAAGCCGGUGGAGUGACAGUCGACUCUACUGGUGCUGUGGCAGUUGACACAACUUCCUUCUCGUGUCAGUUCUGUAACAAGUCCUACGACAACUUGGCGAGCCUCAAGCGUCAUCUGAAGAGAACGAUGUCGGUAUGCUACCGAAAUCGUACUAUUCAACGAGAUGACGCCGAGGAGCCCGACACGAAGGUCGCGCGCACUGCAGUUGCCUCGCGAAAGCAGCGUAAGAAGCGCAAAGCCACUGUACCACCUGAGGAUAGCCCCAGUUCAACACAUGUAUCUAAGCGACCACCGAAGACGAUCAAACUGGAAGAUGUUACACGCCCUGAUGUGGGCACCAGCGCGAGUCUUCCUAAAGAUGCAGUUGAUCUCCCACUUAGUAAACUCAUGAGCCACAGUGCUACGCGCGAUCACAUCCCGCAAGUUUCAUUGCCAGCAUAUCGUGAUGAUCCACUCACGCAGGAUUCUCGAGCCUCAUUACAACCUCCAAGACACAUCCUGCCCUCAGUUCGGAGUCUAGGCUAUCCAGUCCUCCAGGAGUUCCGACAGAGUCAAGACGGUCGCCCCAUAGCCGUAGCUCAGUCACACCAAUCUUUGUUCCAGGCUCAACCAAAUGUGGAAAUAAACCAUGGUCGCUUCAACUCGUAUGGCAAUGGAUAUGGUUCGUCUAGACUUCCUUCGGGAACCGAUUUCAGCCCGCAAUUCAAGGCCCAGCAAAUGCGCAAAUACCAGCAGCGUCGGAACUUCGAGGCGACAGCUUAUGAGGGGCAAUAUCACCAUGCACGUUCUCAGUUGCCAUUCCCUGACCCUCACAUACAAGGCUUGGGUGUGGGCACGAAUAUUGGACACAACGGUGGCGCAGUCUUAUCUCACCACAACGCCGGUAUGAGUAUGGCUAUAAACUCGAACACCAACUUUCAGGUUUACGAGAAUAGCUCUCUUGGUCAAUCACAAGGACCGGCUGACAUGAAUCAUGCAGCAAGUGCGCCUGGAUCCCGAAUGCCAUCUCGGCAGCCAUCACCUGACCAAUAUGCGCCUUCCCAAUCCGAAGCGCCUCUCUGCCAGUCAUCUGUAGAAUAUCCCCAAAACCAAGAUGUCGAUAUUUCGAACGUGAACGAUGCACACGACAAUGAUGAGACCUGUGCUUAUCAGAACGACGACUUCUCCGUGUCGCAUCAAAACCCACGCUCGCUCGCUAAAUUGCCUUCCGCUUCACCCGCACCAGAUACAGACGAUCCGGUCCUAAAGCUACGCAUACAUGCCAAGAAACACGACUCAGCUGGCCGACCAAUCUUCUUUUUCUUGGAAAUUCGUGGUUCUCAGAAGUUUGGGCCCGUCCUGGAGGCCUAUUGCCAGAAGCGCAACAAGCGGUACAGGUCAGACUGGAAAUUUAUCUACAUGUACCCAGCACCUACUCCGGAAAAUCCAAAUCACAAGAAGUACGUCGAUUUGGUAUACGAUAUGACACCCAACGACGUUCACGAUAUGGAGUACCCUGACGUAUCGCUCAAGCAUCUCGAUACCAUCUAUAUUCUGGAGGCUAAGCCGUGUACAGCUGUGGGGAUUCAAGGUGGUAUUCACAAGGAUAGUUUUGCCUCGUCUCUACCUUGGUCGAAGCCGUCCGGUGGCGAAGUCAACGUGAUGGAUCACGAGGCUCCAGCCAAUCAACAUUCUAGUAUUGGGACAGAGAUCUAUGACGGGCUCAGCCUUCAGAACAGGGACUUACGCACCCGCGUUGGCGAGCUUCAUUCCGUUGUUACGCAACAGGCCAAUUCGCUAGCCCAGCAAAAUCAUCAUAUCGGAGAACUGCGUGGACGCAAUCACCGACUCGAGAAAGAGAACCAGUACCUACGCCAAGUCAGACAAGCUCACCCCCUUCCUCGCAUGCCUUCCUUCAUCCCAUCCUAUGGAUCUGCCACACGACCCUCGGCCCCUUUGCCCUUAGGUAUUCGAACAAUCGGUGCACAAAACCGUCCCACAGCCUUUGUUGACCGGUGCGAGUCCGUUCGUGAGCCGGAUGCACAAGGUUUGAAGCAGCAGCUCGAUCAGCUUCAGUUCCCCAGCUACGCCCACAAUGCGUACGAUCAUCCUGCGAAUGAUUCACAACAGCAGUAUCGCAAUCUGCCGGCAGCUUCUUAUCAUGACUACGUCGCUCAGAUAGAGUCGUCCAAGAGUCGCAUCCACGAAGCUACCACUGGUGAUCAGCUCCAGAGUACGGUCGGCAAUGCUAUUCGUGAUGUUGCGAACAAGGUCGGAGCGGAAUUUUCUGAGAAGGUGGAGGAAUAGGCUUUGAUUCAACUGACAUGCUCUGGUGAGGGAUUUGAUAAGAUGUGCGAGCACGCAGCUGAGAUAUCUGAUCUUGCUAUGAUAUCCGGACCCAAGCAGUGCUUUGAGAGGACAGGUAUUUUCCGGUGUAUGUCUCCCACGAUGUGAUUCGCGCCAACUCGCACCAGAUUAUAUUAAUGUACUUCCUCUCAUGUGCAACAGCGCAUGAUGGUCUAAGAACGCCCGUGACGUAGCAUUUGGAUUUCGCAUCUUCUUGAGGUCUGGUUACAUGUAGUUUGGUCUCAAAUGAUCUUUGUCCACCUCGGCAUGUUUCUUCCUUCUGGUUGCCCAUCUAUUACGUGGCAUCACAGUUUCUACGCGUCACCAACAUAAGCUACGCGAAGUGGUAUCUCUGAUGCUUUCUUUUCCUCAUGCGCUGCCAACGCAGUCUCUACAUGGUAUGAGUACGAUUUAGAAC
This is a messenger RNA of Dothidotthia symphoricarpi CBS 119687, 2962 nucleotides long. RefSeq lists its product as uncharacterized. NCBI's taxonomy places the organism in Eukaryota, Fungi, Ascomycota, Dothideomycetes, Pleosporales, Dothidotthiaceae. The transcript is spliced from 5 exons. The record is from RefSeq and is a predicted model, not a curated record. The coding region runs from base 1 to 2505 and encodes 834 amino acids.